GAGCUUCCUGACCAUGGCCUUCAAUCCCGAUGGCGAGCGGACCAGUGCGAGUUCGGCCCGCGGACUCGAGUUACCACCCAAGCCGGCGGACCCGCCAGCGGAUGGCAUGUUUGCCUGGUUCAAGAGCGAGAACGCGGGAUCCGUUUGGCCCAGCUCCGUGGGCGACUUUGUUGGCCGAUGCAGCUUGAACUCCGUCUUCCGGACAGUUUCGGCUGGUCAUGGGGCCGACCGUCCGGUCACCAGCAUCCGUGGAUACAGUUGGUCAGGAUUCACUUUCGGUGACGUCAUUCCCGUCACGCACACCGUGUGUUCCGUCACCCGCUACCAUAUCUGGCCUAACUCCAAGAAGCGGCAGCGGAUACUCCAGUCGGAGAAAAGUUCCAACUGGCUCCAUGGCCACUGGAAAGGGAACACCGGCGUUGUUUUUUACAAUGGCUGGCUCACACCGGACUCCCGGAACAAGAACGUGGAGGAUUGGGUCGUUUUGUGUGGCACCAACGAUGCUCAAAGGGCCGUCGACGGCAACAAAACCAAUAUUGCCACCGGCAGCGGCAAGAAGUUCAGCAAGACUAUACCAAUGUACGUUAAUCAUGGGUACGACGAGCGCUCUGAUUUCGACGUCAUGGAGGUGAUUACCUGGGACAGGGGGCUGUCUGAGGAGGAGAUGCGGGCCACCGUGGACUACUUGAAUUGGAAGCUCAGGGUGGGUGCCGUCCUUGAGGUCUCUGAGCACCUGUCCACGGAGUUACAGCAUAACUUCGACUCCUUCGGCACGCAACUGCUGGACAACGUGCAGUCACAGAAGUUCGACGUCACCUUGGCAAACGGCUACAAGGCAGAGUUGACAGGCUGGACACAUACCCGGGACUACGCGCGCGGCUUUAUCCGAACCCUCAGCGGCCCAGCCACAGCAGUUGUCAACGGCUUGUCGCCAGCAGCUCAGUACAUCUACCAGAUCUAUAUGGUUCAUGAGAAGUCGAAUUGGGAGGGUGAAGCCAAGAUCUCCGUGAACCACGGGGUAGAGGCGAGGGUUCAUCAGAAUGAAGUUAAUGAGGCCAGGUUUGCAGGCGUGGCAACGGCGACUCCCCAGGGGCAGCUCCAUCUCGAGUUCCAGAAGAUCUCCCCUCAUGUCCACCUCUCCGGCAUCGCCAUUGCGAAGGUGGGAUCCCCGACGCGGAUUUCGAAGCCAGCAGACCCACCCUCCCAGGGCAUGUUCGCAUGGUUCAAGAGCGAGCAUGCCGGAACCGUGUGGCCCAGCUCCGUGGGUGGCUUCGAGGGCCGAAGCAGCCGAAACUCCGUAUUCCGAACGGUUUCGGCGGGCUACGGGGCCGACCGUCCCGUCACCAGCAUUGAGGGAACUGCUUCGUCCGGCUUCACCUUCGGAGACGUCCUUCCACCAGCGCACACCGUCUGCUCCAUCACGCGCUAUAGCAAUGGAGACCAUCGCGGGCGCAUCCUACAGUCGUCGAAAAGUUACAACUGGCUCCAUGGCCACUGGAAAGGGCGCACCGGGGUUGCUUUCUACAACGGCUGGGUCACAUCGAACUCCCGGAACAAGGACAUGCGGGAUUGGGUCGUUCUGUGUGGCACCAACGAUGCUCAGAGGGUCUUUGAUGAGAGCAGUACGAACAUUGCCACCGGCAGCGGCAAGAAGUUCAGCCAAACUAUACCAAUGUACGUGAAUCACGGGCACGAUGAGAGGUCUGCCUUCGCAGUCAUGGAGGUGAUUACCUGGGACAGGGCACUGUCCAAGGAUGAGAUGCUGGCCACCGUGGACUACUUGAAUUGGAAGCUGCGGGCGGGUGCUGUCCUUGAGGUCUCUGAACACCUGGCCCCCGAAUCUGAAAGCAACUUCGACUCCUUCGGCAAUCAGCUGCUGGACAAAGUGGAGUCACAGACGUUCGAGGCCACCUUGGCAAACGGCUACAAGACAGAGUUGACGGGCUGGACACAUACCCGGGACUACGCGCGCGGCUUUAUCCGAAACCUCAACGGCCCAGCCACAGCAGUUGUCAAAGGCUUGUCGCCAGCAGCUCAGUACAUCUACCAGGUCUACAUGGUUCAUGAGAAGUCGAAUUGGGAGGGUGAGUGCAGGGUAAGCGUGAACCACGGGAUAGAGGCAAGGGCCACCGGGAAUUUCAGAAAUGCGGCCAAAGUGUCGGGCGUGGCAGUGGCGACUCCCAGGGGGGAGAUCAAUCUCGAGUUCCAGAGGGUCUCGCCUCAUGUCCAACUCUCCGGCAUUGCCGUUGCGGCCGUGGCCAGCUCCACGAGCCUUCUGCAAGAGGAGGGGCUUCCUAG
Symbiodinium natans is the source of this 2298-nucleotide messenger RNA. The record is from the annotation of a GenBank genome assembly. NCBI's taxonomy places the organism in Eukaryota, Dinophyceae, Suessiales, Symbiodiniaceae.